Molecule: messenger RNA, 10521 nt
Organism: Coregonus sp. 'balchen'
Lineage: Eukaryota; Metazoa; Chordata; Actinopteri; Salmoniformes; Salmonidae
Source: the annotation of a GenBank genome assembly
CGGAAAGGGGAUUUUUGCUGUAGCUUUGGCUCAGGUACUUUCUUUUUCUUUUAUAAAAUAAAUACUUAAAUGUGUUUUAUCAUAUAUAUCACAGAAUAGUAUGCGCAAUUUAAACAUUACUUUGAUAUAUUGUUGAAAAAGUUUGAAUUCUGUUACAAUUCAUGUUUCAAAUGGUGUUUCAUUGCUUGCUAAUGUUAGCAUUUAAAGCUAGCCCAGCUAGCUAGCUAUCAAGCUAACGGUAGUCACUUGCUAAGAUUAAAUAACAGCAUUCAGUGAAUCUACAAGUGUUGAAUUCCUGUCGAAUUAGCUUGUUAUAUGUGCAUUUCUAUUCCCAGAAACUGACAACCAGUGUGUGGCUAGCCAGAUGGCUAGCUAGCCACAGUGAAUUGAAACAUGUUGUGUCGAUAAACCCAGAAAGCGGGAAGUAUGCAAAUUGCAAGUGCAUUACCAUAGAAUGGUAUACGCCGUGACAUGAAAAAGCCAUUGUUAACGGUCUCAAAUUAUUAAAGUUGCUAGCUAGCUAAGUAGGGGAAGCGAGUAGCUUGCAACGCUAGUGAGAAAAAGACCCGUCAUGGCUGGUAGUGGUACUCCAAAACCAUGCCUCAUAGUAUUUCGGCACCGUGCUACUGUAGUGGCAGCCGGAUGAGCCAGUUUCACAGCGGCUGCACUCUGUCAUUGCUCAAUGCGCCAUUGCAUUAUGCCUAUCACGCUUUAUAUUAAGGAACACUUCUGUUUUAAUUAUCCUACUUAAUCGCCAUAGUGUCAUGUUUUGGAAAUGCAGACAGCAUCGUGCAUGUUUUACUCCCAUUUAUUAUUCCAGACACUGAUAGUGCCGUAGUGGGAGUGUCCCUGGCUGUUCAAUUGACUGAUUUAUUUUCUAUUUUGGUGACAGCCUUGUAGCUGUUGCACGCUUCACUGUACUUGAGCUUGGUGUCAAGUUGCGUCAAUUCAAAUCUGGUAUAGGAACAAAAAGAGGUCAAUACACGUCUUCUAAGAUAGACUAGUAUUUUAAUUAAUGCAAACACUUGAAUGGUAAAUAUGAUGUUCAUAUAUACGGGCUCACUGAAAAACCACGCAGGGCAGACAGAGAACUGAGCCAUUGUUAUAAGUUCUUCUUUAAAUACUCUGACAGAGAUAGUUCCCGCUUCCUGCUGGGCCUGUCAGAGUAGAGGCUGGGUGUGGUUUAGACCUACCCAACCUAUCGUUGGCGCACAGGCUGGUCCCAGACCCUUGGCGCUUCACUGUUGCCGGGCAUUAGUCGUUAUCUUUACAACUUGUCUCGACCCAGCAACCUCAGACAUAGUUUGUCCUUCUUUGUAGCAGAACACAUGUCCUUGAGCGGUUUAACAAAGAGGCUGUGUGUAUGUGAGUCACACGUCUGUCUCAGCCUACCCCCUAACGGUUCCUCACAUUAAUCACAGCUUGUUAUGUUAAACAAUCUAUAUCAGUACAGCACAAACCUAUUAUGUUUAAUCAUUAAUGUAUUCUUUCUAAGCUAGGCAUCACAUCUAGUUGUAAGAAAAUAGAUCCCCACAUUGGCUAUACAGUACACACCAGACUUUAUCAUUAAAAAAAACAAAUUUAAAAAAUGCUAAAAUUGAUAGGACAUUGAAUAUAUUGACACGAAAAAAAUUGACUAUUUAACUUUUGCAGUACUAUUCAUCAUUAAUAAUCCUGAAUUAAUCGUGAAUAAGGAUGAGUGAGAAAGUUACAGAGGGUCAAAGAUCAUACCCCCAGCCCAAGACAUGCUAACCUUUCACCAUUACCAAUAAUAGGAGAGGUUAGCAUGUCUUGGGGGUGUGAUCUUUGACCCUCUGUAACUCUCUCACUCAUCAUUAUUCACUAUUCAUUCAGGAUUAUCCGUAAUCCUGGUAGCAUCCACAUUAGGUUAAUGUAGAAGUGUUUAGAAACAUAUUCUGUUCUUAUUUACAAUAAAGUGACUCCAAAAUGACACUACAUUAUUUACCAUUCAUUUACAUUGGGCACAAAAUAAUCUGAAACAACCAAAAUGAAGUACAAAUGCACCCAACAAGUUUGUAGUCACAAGCUUGAUGUAGUCAUUGCGUGCUAUGAAUAUGGGACAAAAUACUAAACUUUUGACUACUUUAUUUAUAAGAAUCUUUAGGCGUGUCAAUCAUUUUGACCCCUAACUUUUUGAGAAAAAAAGUAUUACUUGUUAAACAAAAUCUCUUUCUCUGAGCAAUUGUAUUAGUAUAAAGCUCAGUAUUUGAAUUCUUUAUUUUAUACAGUCAUUAUUACUCCUUUUUUUCAAGGGUGUCAAUACUUUCGGACCCCACUGUAUAUCAUUCCAUUCCUUCCAGUUCUCUGCUGCAAAUGACUGGUACGAACUGCAAAAAUCUCUGAAGCUGGAGACACUUAUCUCCCACACUAACUUUAAGCAUCAGUUGUCAGAGCAGCUUACUGAUCACUGCACCUGUACACAGCCCAUCUGUAAUUAGCCCACCCAACUACCUCAUCCCCAUAUUGUUAUUUACAUUGUUAUUUAUUUUGCUCAUUUGCACCCCAGUAUCUCUAUUUGCACAUCAUCUUCUGCACAUCUAUCACUCCAGUGUUAAUACUAAAUUGUAAUUAUUUUGCACUAUGGCCUAUUUAUUGCCUUACCUCCAUAACUUACUACAUUUGCACACACUGUAUAUAGAUUUUCUAUUGUGUUAUUGACUGUACGUUUUGUUUUUGUUUAUUCCAUAUGUAACUCUGUGUUGUUGUUUUUUCUGCACUGCUUUGCUUUAUCUUGGCCAGGUCGCAGUUGUAAAUGAGAACGUGUUCUCAACUGGCUUACCUGGUUAAAUAAAGGUGAAAUAAAAAUACAAUAAAUAUCUCUCUAUUAUGCGUGGGAAUACUUUGGAACAGAUUUCCAAAAUUUAAAUAACUUAGAGCUGGUUUGUUGGUGUUUUUACAGUCUUUUAUGUCCAAUAAUAAAAAUAAAAUGUUUUUUUGCUCAGAAAACUUUGGGGGCCAAAUAAAAUCAGCCACAGGCCAAAUUCGGCCCCAAAUUCGGCCCUGAUUUAGGUUGUCCACCCACUAGUUGAAAAUGCAAUUAGUGACGAAAUGUAACUUCCUUAAUGCAUUUGACCAAAAUAAAUAUGAUUAUUCAUGUUCUGAAGCGUUCAGUGGGGUCUUUCUCUAACAUAUCAUUAACAUUGUCUCCAAAAAGUCGGAUUUCGUAAGCUAAUACAUCCGAUAAUAAGCACAGAGCUCUGUUGACAUAGCGGGGCAGGUUUCUCGUAACAACUUUUGAGGAUUUUACAUUUUGUGCUUGUCGUCUUCAAAGUUGUUUCCGCGGGUCACAAAAUUAGCAUGACACAAGCUGAAUUAAAUGUAAAAGGAUUUUGAAAAUAAAAAGCUUGGUAUACGCUCAGUGCUCUGUUGACAUUUCACAGAGAGACGCUUGUACAGAGAUACGCUUGUUUUCGAAUUAAUAUGAAAAGUGUAUACUAAAAUAUGAAAAUACUACGUCAUGUCUCAAAAUCGAUAUCCAUCUUACCUCAUGUAAUUAUUGCACAGAAUCCUCCAUUGAUUUCGUCACCCUAAUUCUGGCCAUCCUAAAAGGGUAAAAACUCCAAUAACAUUUGAACGGAUUAUGAUAGACAUGAAGUUUGGGCCCAUUGGUUUUACAUUUUAAAAUUGUACAUUUUUAGUCAUUUAGCAGACGCUCUUAUCCAGAGCGACUUACAGUUUAGUGAGUGCAUACAUUUUCUUAGAGCAUUAUCUACACUAUUAACAUAUUAUUUUACCCAUUGGUCAGAAUAUGCGUUUUUGAUUGGACACCCUACCUACAUCAUUGCAUUGCAUUCAAUAUUAUAAUUGAACCUGGCUGACAACCCCAGGGUGAAGGAAGUUUCUGAUGAACUCCACCAACGGAGUGGAGCAGAGAACAGGCUUUGUAGAAUUCAUCUCUGACUACAUCGAUUCGCCCAAGGUUAAUACUUCAAAACAUUUAAAUUAUGAAACCCUUACCUUGUACCUAUGUUUUUCCUCUGUAAUUGCGUGCCUUUCUUUGUUUUCUGAAAUUCAUACUUUUUCAAUAAACGUUAAUCAAAAACCACUGACUGUUUCCUUGUUGAGAUUCAAUUGGCACAUGAGCCCUCUUAGAGCAACAGCAAUGAACAAACAGUCGGUGGUUGUAUUUGACUAAAGUUUAUUGAAAAAGUAUGGAUUUAAGCUGUUGGGUUCUAACUUGAAAUAUGUUACCAUAUUAGAACUGGGUGUAUGGAAAUCUACUGAGUGAGAAAGAGGAGUGCAGAAAGUUUACAUUCUGUCAGAACAUGUUAUUGUUAAAUCUCAUGUAUCCUAUGGAGAGGAGAAGGGCAACAGUCUGGUUUCAGUCACUGAUAAGGUAGGAUAGCCAUGAGUUAGAGAGGAGUGAGGAAUGCGGGCCGAGGUCAGGUCAGAUGAAGUGAGAAGGAACAGUCGCCACUUGAGUUCCUGCCUAGCAACAGAGAUGUAUUGGCUGUCCAGAUGUGCAAGGAGGAGACUGCCUAAAAAGAGGGUAUAAAUAUAUGGGCCUGUGUAAACAUGUCUUUGUCUUUUCAGCUGUUUGAACCAGUGGGUGAAUAAACUUGGUUUUAGCUUUGACUGGUUGUCCGUUAGUUUUUCACUGUUUGUCAGAACCUAACAAAGCAAACAAAGAAAGGCACACAACUACAGAGGAUACACAUAGGUAAAUUGAAGAGUUGCAUAAUCUUUUUUUAAUUUUAUUUUUUAUUGACCUUGGGCAUGUAGUCGGAGCUGAAUUCCACAAAGCCUUGUCUCUGCUCCACUCCGUUGGUGGAGUUUAUAAGAAAAUCCUUCACCAUGGAAUUGAGUUUAGUCAGCUAAAUUGAACCCUGACAACCCCUGACAACUCAUAUCAGUACCACCAUCAUCAUAGUCAGGUAUGUUCCUCAGGUGUUACUUUCCUAAAAAGCUGGUAUUGUCAGUUUCCAUUUUGAUUUAAUUGGAAUACAAAGAAGGCUUCUUCUUGUGUUCUUGGGCCGAUUAUCAGAUGAAAAAUCACUAACAUUGUGCAUGUCCAAUAACCAGCUUUAUUGGACGUGGAGGGAUAUAUUUUCCAUUCUCAACAAAAACUAAAAGUUACUUUUAAAAUGUAAAAUGACAGCCCCCAGCCAAAUGCCACAGUGCUUAGAACACUUUUAUCACAUUUACCCUCUCCUAAUUUCAGAGGCCUCAGGGUGCGUUUGCCACCGCUGUGUGAGCAAACAAUGACGGAGGACAGGUUGAAGGCGGACCCCUCCAAGCGGGAGGGGCUGGACUCAGGAGAGGGAGACACAGAGCCUAGCCUACUGCUGCAGAAACUAAAGAGCAACAUCUCGUAAGUCCCACCCCUCUGUCCACACAGCCACUGCUUAAAUCAUCAAAAUGGACAAUCAAGUAUUGUGUAGUAUCAGCACCCUCUCCAACAUUACCUGCCAUUUAUCUCAUACACCUUAUCCAUCAGUGUCAUUAGAAAGUCUUCAGAAAUGUGUUUGUGUCUAACUGUAAUUGUUGUUUCUUUUCGCAGUAAGAAUGUACAGGGCAAAGUGGACGUUAUCCUGGUGAGUGCCAAUACAUCUUUGCUAUUGCAUUGUGUAUGAAUUGCCUUGUCUAUGAAUGGUUUAAGACCCAGAUUUGCUCCUAUGUCUCGCCUACCCACAGCAAGAUGUGCAGCGCUUCUCUGACAACGACAAACUCUACCUUUACCUCCAGCUGCCUUCUGGCCCCAGUUCAGGGGAGAAAAGGUGAGCAUCAUUAUCAUCAGCAAUCAUUCUGGGUCUGGCACUGUAUGAUUGUCCUCCUGGUGGGACAUAUUUGUAGCUCUUCAGAUGACUGAAGAGGCUGAAUUGUGACCCACAAAUCCCACUGAAGAGGUAUGUGGUGGUAGUGGUUGAUAGUGGUUGAUGUUUAGCCUCUCCUUUCAUUGUUGCCACUUGUCCUCAGUGGCAUGGCUGAGGUCUUUUUCAUGUUGUGCAGCCCCACCGUGGAUGGCCUUCCUCUAUUUGUUUUAUUUCCAUUCAGUCCGUUAGAUAUGCAUUAGGUGUCAUGCAAGCAAGCAUUGAAGCAGUGGUCCACCCAGAGGGGGUAUACUGUACCUACCUACUACUGUACCUACCUACUGGUGGUUUAAGGUUUGUAGAGAAGGAGUUUUGAUCUGGGUGUAAAUGUGUGCUUUUGAGAUGCAGAGAUUCUGCACAGGUCUGCGCAGAUCAACAGAUUUCAGCAGACCAUGCAGAUCUAUGUGUCUCGACCAUGCACACAUCUCCAAAUUCCCCAAACUAUUUUUCUCAGUCUGGCAAUGGCCCCACUGGCACAACUUAGGCGGUGGUGUAUUUCUGCAUCGAUGUCAGCUUUGGAGGAGAGAACACUGCCAAGGUAAGGGAAGAGGUCCACGUUUUCAAGGGUGUUAUUGUCAACAUGUACACACAGAACCUCAAGGAGCAUACAAAGCUCAACAAAGGUCAGAGAUGUACUACAUCUGUUUGACAACCAGUGACCCAGUCACAUAUUGACUUCUUCCCCAGUAACACUUAAAAAUAUUUAUAAAUGCUGCUAUAAGUAGUUUAUAAACUCUUAAUUAUUUAGUUUAUAGUUUAUAAAUCGGUUAAAAAUAGUUCUAACACAAUGAUUGAAAUUGUGUGAUUGUUAUUUUGGUGCUUGCCAAAAUGUGAGUGCACAUUGUUUGUUAUUGCCAGUGCCACAUUGUAUGUUUGAGCAGGAAUAAAACAGAAGCAACAUGAACCGUGUGCUGGCUUUUCAUAUUAUUAUUUGUUUUCAUUGUUGGGGCUCAGCACCAGUUGAGAGGUUUGGGAUGUGCAUAUCUUCUUAAAAAUAUAUAUAUGUUCACUGCCUUAACUACACUGAACAAAAAUAUAAACGCGACAUGUAAAGUGUUGGUCCCAUGUUUCAUGAGCUGAAAUAAAAGAUCCCACAAUGCCACAGAUGUCUCAGGUUUUGAGGGAGCGUGCAAUUGGCAUGCUGACUGCAGGGAUGUCCACCAGAGCUGUUGCCAGAGACCAUAAGCCGCCUCCAACAGCAUUUUAGAGAAUUUGGCAGUACGUCCAACCGGCAUCACAACUGCAGACCACGUGUAAUCAUGCCAGCCCAGGACCUUGUCUGAGACCAGCAACCCGGACAGCUGAUAAAACUGUGGGUUUGCACAACUGAAGAAUAUCUGAACAAACUGUCAGAAACCAUCUCAGGGAAGCUCAUCUGCGUGCUCGUCGUCCUUACCAGGUUCUUGACCUGACUGCUGUUCGGUGUCGUAACCGACUUCAGUGGGCAAAUGCUCACCUUUGAUGGCCACUGGCACGCUGGAGAAGUGUGCUCUUCACGGGCAGAUGGCAGACAGCGUAUAUGGCGUUGUGUGGGCGAAAGGUUUGCUGAUGUCAACAUUGUGAACAGAGUGCCCGUGGUGGCGGUGGGGUUAUGGUAUGGGCAGGCAUAAUCUACGGACAACGAACACAAUUGCAUUUUAUCGAUGACAAUUUGAAUGCACAGAGAUACCAUGACGAGAUACUGAGGCCCAUUGUCGUGCCAUUCAUCCGCCGCUAUCACCUCAUGUUUCACCAUGAUAAUGCACGGCCCAAUGUCGCAAGGAUCUGUACACAAUUCCUGGAAGCUAAAGAUGUUCCAGUUCUUCCAUGGCCUGCAUACUCACCAGACAUGUCACCCACUGAGCAUGUUCAGGAUGCUCUGGAUCGACGUGUACGACAGCGUGUUCCAGUUCCCGCCAAUAUCCAGCAACUUCUCACAGGCAUUGAAGAGGAGUGGGACAACAUUCCACAGGCCACAAUCAACAGCCUGAUUAACUCUAUGUAAAGGAGAUGUGUCGCGCUGCACGAGGCAAAUGUGGUCACAUCAGAUACUGACUGAUCCACGCCCCUACCUUUUUUUUGAAGGUAUCUGUGACCAACCGAUGCAUGUCUGUAUUCCCAGUCAUGUGAAAUCCAUAAAUUAGGGCCUAAUGAAUUUAUUUAAAUUGACUGAUUUCCUUAUAUGAACUGUAACUCAGUAAAAUCUUUGAAAUUGUUGCAUGUUGCGUUUGUCCUGAGCAGCAGCAGCAGUGACCCCAGUUCCUUCAACACAGCUGACCAGCUGCACACCUGCAACUGGAUCCGCAGCCACCUGGAGGAACACGCAGACACCUGCCUGCCAAAGCAAGACGUCUACGAGACAUACAAGUAAGUUAUUGUAAUGAGGCACAGCUGUAACAGUGAAUUAGAAAUGUACUUGUGAACCCGGAAUACCUGGACAUCAAUAAGAAAUACUAUUUUCGCUUUGCUACGGUGUGCCCUAAUGAAAACGACCCAGCUAAUGUUAUGAUCUCUUGCCCCCUAAUCCCCCAGGAGAUACUGUGAAAACCUGCAGCACCGGCCUCUGAGUGCUGCCAACUUUGGGAAGAUCAUCCGUGACAUCUUCCCCAACAUCAAAGCCCGGAGGCUCGGUGGCAGGGGACAGUCCAAAUAUCCUUUCAGUCUGUCAGGAGGUUGUUUUGGGAGGCCCUUUAAGUAUUUGAACACAAUUUUACUUUAACUUGCCGCAACUGCAUUGACACCUGCAAAUUUAGUAUUCAAGCAUUCAGGGAUUCACCUAUACUUCAAUGCAUCUUAUUUGCAUCCUAUUUUUAUAUUGUUGAACAAUGUGGGAAAUGUGGAUAGAAUGAUGCCACCGAGUACAAAGGAUCAAACAAGUAUUACCAUAACCUAUUGAUAAGUGGAGAGGGUGAGGUUCCCCUUUCUGUUUACAGUUCAUCCUUAACUCCUUCGCUGACACGUAUUGUUAUAGUGGAAUCCGCAGGAAGACGGUGCUAAACAUGCCACUGUUGCCAAACCUGGACCUGAAAAACGACCCAGUAUGUAUGACUAGCCAACUGCACUUCCUGGUUAUAUGAUAGGACAUAACUAUUGCUUUUGCUAUAGUUAAGUGCAAAAAUGACUGUCAAUGGUGAUUAAGACUCUUCUUCCAUGAAGUCGGAGCUGACGGAGCUGGUGCAGACCUACAAGCAAGAGGUGACGGAGGCGGCUUGUGAGCUCAUCUGUGAUUGGGCCCAGAAGAUCCUCAAGCGUUCCUUUGACACAGUGGUCGAGAUCGCCCGUUUUCUUGUGCAGGAGCACAUCGUCAACCCGCGCUGCAGCCAGGCUGAACUCGUCACUUCUGCCGUGAUGACAGGUGAGUCUCAGUGUCCUCAUCUCCAUCACACUGUGUUCAGUCAUCUCCAAUACCAUCUGCAACCAUCUUAUGGUUGGAAUUUCUUGUAACCAUCUGUCAUUUUUCUCUGUGUCUCACAGGAGGUCCUGCAAAGCCCCACAAGGUGAUCAAGAAGAACCCAGUACCAUCAAAAGGAGGUGGGCCGGAGACGGAAGGGAGCAGCUCUGAAGCUAAGGUAGCGCAUCAACAAUACCCUUUCAAAGACUAAAUGCAAAGUACAUAAACAUACUUCUCGAAGUUGUAAUAAUAGUAGUAAUAAUGAGCCAUAUCUACUCAUAUAGACUUUAGGUAACACAAUGUUGUUUCUCUCAGAGGGAUAAAGAAGUUGGGGAUCAGUUGUCACCAGGGAAACUGCAGUCCAGUGACAAGCCAACCAAAGGGGCGGAGUCAGUACGCCCGGGGGGUCGUGACCUGCAGGUGGAGGCUCUGAUGAAGCACCUGCCCCGAAUCCUGCCUCGCAGCUCUGUCCCGGAAAAGUCCCAGCUUUCGGUGCGCUCCUCGCCCCCUUCGCUGGCACCCAAAGACGCAGGCGGCGUAAAGGUCAUCACCAUGACUGCCCUGCCCCAGCAGCAAGGGGGCGCUCUCCCCGUCAUGAUCCUCCCCCAGAGCGUCAGCCUAUCCUACCCCGAUAGGGAAAAAGCCCCGCCGGUUACCAUGGCGCCUGUGGCACCAACAUCUGUGGUGCAGAGGGCCCGUGCCGUGACCAAACGGGCCCUCGAGGCUCCGGCUGCAGCCAGCGGGGGCCCCAGGCUGGGAGGCACGCCGGCCAAACGGAAACGAGGACGACCCAGGAAGCCACGGCCAGAGGACACCGCCCCUCCGCAACCGCAACCGCCCCCUCCGCCCCUACCCUCGGUCAACCAAGCCCCUAUCAUGAAGUCCCUCACCGGAGGGGUGAUCCAGAAAGCUUGCUCUUCCUCCUCCUCCUCCCAGGUGGUGGAGGUCGUGUUCCAGGACCAGCAGGCCGUGCAUUCGGUAGCGGACACUGGCGACCCAGAGCACCGGGGCGUGGUGCUCGAGUCUGAACCACGGCCCCUGCUGCUGCUGCCAGGGACCAGCCACGCAAACUGGGACAUGAGCAGGGCCAUGGUAGAGGUCAUCCAGAGGGCCCCGAGACCACCCACCACCAAGAACAACAACAACUCCCAGUCUACCCCCCACCACCGCCUGCCCCUGCCCACUUUGCUGGAGGGUCGAGGUGAGGUGGAGAUCACCCUCACCCCCAUGGAGCCUUCGGACGAUCUGCCGACCCCCACCGCCCAGGGUAGCUCGGAGGGCCACCCCGCGCCCGAUGACAGCUCUAAGGUUGAAAGACCC